Molecule: messenger RNA, 2460 nt
Organism: Lichtheimia ornata
Lineage: Eukaryota; Fungi; Mucoromycota; Mucoromycetes; Mucorales; Lichtheimiaceae
Exons: 4
Coding region: 1-2460 (819 amino acids)
Biological process (GO): intracellular signal transduction; septin ring organization; establishment of cell polarity
Cellular component (GO): division septum; mating projection tip; cytoplasm
Molecular function (GO): protein binding; guanyl-nucleotide exchange factor activity
Source: RefSeq, a predicted model, not a curated record
AUGCACAACAACGACAACACUGUAUCUCUACCUAAUAUAUGCAAUGCGAUUCUACUUGAAUUGAGAUCAUCAGUCCCAGGGCUUGACGUGCAUUAUCCCGAACUAUCCUCGGCAACAACAACAGCAAUCAACGACAAUCCUAUCGCCAAACUUGAAUCUUUAUGCAAAAAGGGCGUUCCGCUGUGUCAAUUAUUCAAUGCCUUGUGUCCCCAAUCACCUAUUGAUUAUACCCAACGUGAUGGAUCUACCAAGAACCCACAAGCCUGCGUGGGCCAUUUUAUUGUGGCAUGUCAUGGAAGACUCGGCAUGGAUCAUAAGGAUUUGUUUACAGUCAAUGAUCUUUUCCAUAAAGAGGAGCAGGGCUUUCCCAAGGUCAUUCAAACACUACAACAUCUUUUGAAGAAAUUGAAUCAAGCCAAUGAACAGCAACAUGCCAAACCAAUGGAUAGCUCCAACACACGAGAAAGGGUGUUGACAGAAUUAAUAGACACAGAACGUCGCUAUGUACAAGAUCUCGAUGCAUUGGAGUAUUAUCGGAUGGAAGCACAAUCACAACAUGUAUUGCCUAUCCCACUACUCAGACGCAUUUUCGCCAACCUCGACAAUUUGCUAAAAUUUCAAAGACGACUACUUGCAUAUGCCGAGGAUAUCAUCAACACUUGUCCACCAGCUGAACAACGCUUUGGAAAACUGUUCAUCGACAUGGAAGAAGGAUUUUCGGUUUAUGAACCCUACUGCGCCAAUAUCCAACGAGCUCAAGAUACCAUUUUACAAGAAACGGGCAAGCUUCAAAAGUUAGCCUACAUCAUGAAUCCUCAUUUCGAGUUGCCAUCAAUGCUUAUCAAGCCUGUUCAACGUGUGUGCAAGUAUCCGCUUUUGCUCCAGGAGCUAAUCAAGGCAACACCGGAAGAGUGGGCAACGUAUGAUGAGCUCAAACAAGGAUUGGAAGCCAUUCAACGAGUCACCACAAAGAUCAACGAGACGAAACGUGGUCAGGAGAAUGCUACAGUGGUACAAAACAUCAUCAAUCGAGUCAAAGACAAGUGGAAGCGAGAGAUCCCCAGCUUUGGCUUGUUGCUCUUGCAUGAGAACUUCGAUUUGGAACGACACGGUGUUGAGAAUCAUGUUCAAUUGUACCUCUUUGAAAAGGCGUUAUUGAUUUGCGAGCACGUGCCUUUGAGGAAGUCGAGUAGCAUUUCGGUCAAAAAGAAGAAAUCAAAGGAUAUCAAUACCCAAGCACUCACGGUGCGUGGCCGUAUCCCUGUAUCUCAAAUGGUCCAGGUGGCUGAUACAAGCUUACUAGGGCAAUACAUGCUCAAGAUGUUUUGGUCUGAAAGGGAUCACAAGACAUCAAAUUACACCAUCACCUCCUGCACAAUCAAAUGCCGAAACAAAGAACAGCUCAAACAAUGGAAUGAAGCAUUCACCAAACGCAUUCAAUUUGAAAAGGCACGUGCACGAACGGGAUCAACUACAAAGAUAUCCACUAUGGUACCACGGCCUGCUGCACCAGCAUUACCUGUUGAAGACAACACGACAACACAAUGGGGUCCUCCUCCUUCACCAUCAAUACAUUCUCGUGGAUACAACAACAACAACAAUGAGCAACAACAUCACGAUGAUGACAACGAUACGACACGUUUGGUGGAUGAAGAAGAUGAUGCAGGAUACCCAAAAAGCCGACUAGCAGAAAAGGCCAUGCAAAAUGUCACCAGCACACCUGGAAUGGUAUUGCCACCUCUUCCCGGCAAAGAAGAUUAUUUCUCAUUUGCAUCAUCAUCGCCACAACCACCCCUCUUUUACCCUUCAUCGCCAUUAUCACCUUCUUAUCCGCCAACACCAUCUACCAUAUCCACACGUGCAUCCGUAUGUAGCAGCAUUGGCGGUGUCAGCUUUUCAUCAUGGUCGAUUCCACGUAAGCCAAGUGAUUCCUCAGGGCCACCUUUUACCGAUAACAGUAUUGCUGAAGCUGGCAUGGAUGAAGAAGAACUUCCAGAAGAGGACGAGGAGGAUGACUUUGGUAAUGCUGUUGGUGCACCAUUAAUGACUCGAACACGAUCCAAGAGUAGUCCCAACAUCAGCCAGUCUUGGUAUCAAGAUGCUCUUCAUCCUUUGGAUGUGGUAUCACAACAAGCCGCCUUUCUAAGCAGUAGCAGUACCAGCAGUGCGUCCUCAUUUGAACUCGUGGAUAAUAUCAAGAUCCGGCUUUACUACAAGAACGAGCUGUAUCUGGUUAUUGCACCCAUGAAUAUCCGCUACAAGGAGCUUCUUCAACGUGCCGAAGCCAAGAUGCGACAAUGCAGCGUUGGUCAUUCUGAAAAAUCCUUUCAAGGAAGGCCCAUGACACUUAAAUAUCGGGAUGAAGAUGGUGACAUGAUUACGAUUGGCUCGGAUGAUGAUAUACAAAUGGCUUUUGAGUGCCGUCAGGAAACCAAUGCUAUCAAUCUCUACAUUUACUAG